This is a messenger RNA of Linum tenue, 1649 nucleotides long. The record is from the annotation of a GenBank genome assembly. Lineage: Eukaryota; Viridiplantae; Streptophyta; Magnoliopsida; Malpighiales; Linaceae.
UAUCGCGAGAAACCGAAAAAUUAGUAGUUUUAAUUUUAGAACGAGGAAGAAAAAUAAAAAUGGAAACAAAAGGUAGAAAUGGGGUCCACUCCAGCAAGCGUAAGCAAUCACUGACCGACCGAGCUCUCUCCUCUCCUCAACGGCACACCUCAUUCUUCUUCAAAUCUCCGCCACCAAAAAAAUAAGAUUUUUUCUUACCAUGAUCUUGUAAAUUUGACCAGGAGAAGCAAUGGCAAUGGCGGCAUUCUCCUCCCACAUCCCCACCCGCUCCUUCCAUUUCCAUACCCCCACUUACCACUCCCAUCAUCACCAACCCAUCACCCGCCGUGUCUCCACUACUCCCGCCACUCCCAGUUCGAAGCUCUACGCUUCCAAUCUCUCCCGGAGAAAACUUUCUUUCUACCCAUUUCUAACUCCCUUCCUUUUCUCGUCCCCUGCUCGUGGCGGUGGCAUUGGAAGCGGCGGCCGUGGUGGAGGAGGAGAUGGUUCUGGCGGCGGGGGAGGCGGUGAUGACGCUGGAUCCCGGAACCAGGCCGAGUCUCUUCUCGCAUUGGCUGAGGCGGAUAGGACGCUGGAGAGCUUGCCCAAGGACCUGGCUGCUGCAAUUGAGGCAGGGAGGGUGCCGGGGGCUAUUGUCCGAAGGUUCUUUGAGCUUGAGAAGUCGCCAAUCCUCCGGUGGUUGCUUCAGUUUGGAGGAUUCAAGGAACGUCUGCUUGCUGAUGACUUGUUCUUGGCAAAGGUUGCAAUGGAGUGUGGCGUUGGUAUCUUUACCAAGACAGCUGCAGAGCUGGAAAAACGUAGAGAAAAUUUCAGCAAGGAACUGGAUUUUGUCUUCGCCGAUGUGGUAAUGGCCAUCAUAGCAGAUUUUAUGCUUGUGUGGCUUCCUGCACCAACUGUUGCUCUACGUCCUCCCCUGGCAGUUAGUGCUGGAGCGAUUUCCACGUUCUUCUACAGCUGUCCUGACAAUGCCUUUCAGGUGGCUUUAGCUGGUACAUCGUAUUCACUUGUGCAGAGAUUAGGUGCAAUUGUGCGGAAUGGAGCGAAGCUCUUUCUGGUUGGGACUAGUGCAUCUCUGAUUGGUGUAGGUGUAACAAACACAUUGAUCAAUCUCCGGAAAGCGGUGGACAAGUCUUUCGCUGGUGAAGCAGAGGACAUGCCAAUCCUAUCAACUAGUGCUGCCUACGGUGUCUAUAUGUCCGUCUCUAGCAACUUGAGGUACCAAGUUCUAGCGGGGGUUAUAGAACAGCGAAUCCUGGAGCCUUUGCUGCAUGAACAGAAGGUGUUACUGAGUGCAAUCUGCUUCGUGUUUCGAACCGGAAACACAUUCUUGGGAUCAUUAAUGUGGGUUGAUUAUGCUCGAUGGAUCGGGAUACAAAGACAACGUAAAUGAAGCCUAGGUUGAUCGUUAUGCGGCGAUAUUUAUUUGUUACGGAUUUCAUUUUGGAACUGUUUUUAGCAGUUGAAAAUUACGUGCCGGAACCCUCUGAUCGAUGGGCUUUUGUUGUUUUCCUGCGGAAAUUGUAAAGUCAAGCGCAUGACUGACUUGUGAUAAAUUUCACCACUUGUAUCACCGGCUACUAUGAUCCUACGAUUAUGAUAAAUUUCUGUCACUUCCUAGAUCAUGGUAUAAUCUUUUUUACUAUCAUGGU